AUGUUGUUUUUGAUCUUGAUAUAUUCAAUCCCUGUUCUGGCGAUAGCUACCGAAGAGACUGGCUCACUUCAAGUCGGAUGGCAAGGGGGCCCUGAUAGACGCGGCACCUGGGACAUUAUCCUGAGCUGUCUGACAACCAUUGUUGCCUGCACAUGGAGCAUCCAACACCUAAAUGUCCCGGGGCAGGCAGAUCACGAUGGAGCCAUCAGAGAAACCCUGCGAAGGCUGAAGUGGAUGGCAAUCACUGUUUUCUUGCCUGAGUUUAUUUUGGCACACGCAUUCUUUGAGCUCAUUUUGGCUGUACAAGGAACGGAGGACAUCAAGAAGUACACGGACAGGAAGGUUGCAAAAUACCCUUGGAUGAUCCGGCCACUCAUCCCCAAAUCAGCUCGUAGUCAGCAGCAAGAUGUCGAGACUGUCGAUGCCAAAGAUGGAUUGGAAUCCAAGAAAUCAAAAUCCGAGAAUCUUCCGAAGUCUGAAGGGCCCGGAGAACCCGACACCAAAGAAAUCCCAGACUGGACACUUGCGCACUCCUAUUUCGCAAAUAUGGGUGGCUUUCAUUAUCAAGGGAGCAUCCAUUUUCCCUUGACUGCCUCGCAAUAUGCUCAAGAAUACGAUAUUUACGAAAUGCCCAAAGUCACUGGAGAUGACAUUGCGGAUAAAAGCAAACUAGACUUCUUCGCGAAGGGAAUUGCGCUCCUGCAGAUAGCACAACUAGUGCUUUCUCUUAUUGUCCGAAAGACACAGAGCCUACCUUUCUCUCAACUGGAAGCUCUCACACUCGGUCUGGCUGCUUUUGGGAUAGGCACCUAUAUUGUAUAUUGGUAUAAGCCUCAAGAUAUCGGUGUUCCAAUAACAGUCUGGCAUAAGAAAACUAGCGCCGAGCCACUCAGAUUUAUAAGAAAUCAUGACAAUCUCUGGGAAAUUCUCACCAAUCACCGGAGCUCCCAUGAUGAUCAAAGAGUUGACCGCAUCAAGAACGACAAUAUUCCCGUAGGAGCAUCCAAGACAACUCAUGUGGCAAUUCCAACAUUGGCUAUCAUGUCGGCUGCAUUCGGAUGCCUCCAUCUGAUAGCUUGGAACUUCCAUUUCCCUACAGAGAUUGAAAAGACCCUAUGGAGGGUUGCCACAGUUCUCUCCAUCACAGUUCCUAUGACCGGUCUGGCGAUUAUUCCCCUAACGCAGAUUACCCUUCGGACAGACAGGACGCGCGAGUUUAUGUGUGGCUGUAUAAAUCUAUUACGGGAAAUCUCUUGGCAUUGUCGAGACUCUCUGUAUCAACAGGAUCUGUAUAAAGCAAAAACGAGGUUGGAAGACAUAUAUGCUGUUGUGGACAAAGAAAAGAUGGAACAGACACACUACAAAGAGAUCUUCUCAGAUAGAAUUGCACAUCCUGUUUUUCUGGAUUGCAUGAUCAGUUUCCUCGAAAAUGGACCUCACUCUAAGAGAGUUGGACCAGUCAGCCUACCCAGGAAUUUUCUAUCUGAUUUCAAAGAACUCGUGGAUUGUUUGAACGGAGAUGGUCCCAAAACGAAUAUUGACAACGCAAAGACCAACGUUUUCCCACGGACGACAUUGUUGCCCAAGUUUCGGAAGGAAUUCAACUUGUGCAUUAUAUACGCUACUAGUCUGGUAUACUGCCUUUCCAGACUAAUGAUCCUAGGGCUAGCAUUUUCUAGUCUGCGAUCUAUGCCAGAUGAGGUGUACAUUGAUACGUGGACAACGAAUAUCCCGGCUAUCUGA
Penicillium vulpinum is the source of this 1743-nucleotide messenger RNA. RefSeq lists its product as uncharacterized. Bases 1 to 1743 code for a protein of 580 amino acids. The transcript has a single exon. NCBI's taxonomy places the organism in Eukaryota, Fungi, Ascomycota, Eurotiomycetes, Eurotiales, Aspergillaceae. The record is from RefSeq and is a predicted model, not a curated record.